GGAAACCAUAAAAUGUGGAAGUAGAUACAGGAAACACACAGCUGCAAGCAUAAAAAAAAGGAACAAGGAAAGGAGCAAUUGAGUUUACAAAACUCACAAUCCUUCUCCCUGCUGCACACUUUGCAGCAUACAGAUUUCAAGAUGAAGCUUCUGGUGCUGAUGGUGAUUCUUACAUCAUGUGCUGCAAGUCCUCGAGAUCUGUCGGACAAAAUGUUCACCUUCCCUCUGAAAACCAGGAGUUCCUAUGUGAAACUGAUUCCGUCUGUGCGUGCUUUGAGUUCCUUAACCGUCUGCCACAGGUCCUUCACAGACCUAAAGAGAAAUCAUGUCCUCCUCUCUUUGGCAACGCCCACUAAUCCCAAUGCCUUCCUGACUUUUUGGCAUGCUGCAGAAAGGGAGAUGGAGACCACCAUCAAAGACAUGCCAAUAAAGCAAGCAGGGAUAGACUAUAAGCCAAACACAUGGCACUCUAUUUGUACCACAUUUGACUCUGCGUCUGGACUGCUGCAGAUGUGGUUUAAUGGAGAACCUCUGGUCAGGAAAUACACCCGAUCUUCAAUAGAUAUCCAGGGCCCUUUAAUCAUAAUUAUAGGACAGGAGCAGGAUUCCCACGGUGGGGGGUUUGACAUUGAUCAGUCAUUCAUUGGAAUGAUGUCUGACAUUCACAUAUGGGACUACCCCCUCUCUGCCUGUGAGAUCCACAACUACAUGGACCGUGUGAGCUACACUCCAGGAAAUGUGAUCAGCUGGAAGGCGCUAGAGUACCAGAUUUUUGACAGGGUUGUGCUAGAAGAAGAGCAAAAGACCUGUCGCUAAAGAUUAAUACAAUUACAUUCUUAUUUGAGCAUGAAAUAGUCUUUGUAAUUGUACGUCCCAUGUAAAGAAAAGGCAGAGUCUUCACAACCUCGAGGAAGAGAUGAGUGCUUGAGCAAGUAUGCAUGUACAGUGGAAGGAAUUACAGACAUGUAGGUGAAGAGGUCAGAAAGCGUUGAAAGGUGGUUUGCUGGCACGGUUUAUGUAAAAUACCAUUACAAAGUCCUGAUUCAGAACAAGAAAAGCCCUUCAGUCUUUUAUUUCUUACCUGAUUGAUGUGACUGAUUUACUGCUUGAAUAUUGAGAAAUGUGAAACUCGUAUGUAACAGCAUGUUAAUCUAAACUGUGAAUGACUUUCUAGAUCAAAAUGUUUAUCGUACUUGAUGUCAGACUUUAAAUUGUAACCUGAUGAUUUCACAAGAUUUAACAACAGCUGAAUAAAUGGAUCUGAUUGUACCAACA
Molecule: messenger RNA, 1275 nt
Organism: Cheilinus undulatus (humphead wrasse)
Lineage: Eukaryota; Metazoa; Chordata; Actinopteri; Labriformes; Labridae
Product: C-reactive protein-like
Exons: 5
Coding region: 142-816 (224 amino acids)
Source: RefSeq, a predicted model, not a curated record